AUGUCGCUGUCCUUGAUGAUUCACAGACAACCAUGGUCUGCAAGUCUUGGAACCCUCCUCGGUGCUCUCGGCGGGAAGAAACACCUUCCAAACAGACCGGCCCAGACAACCUCUAGGAUCCCGAUGCCUUGGUUCUCCGACCCUAUUACGGUCCCCGGCAGCAGUACACGAGAUGCAAAUCACAGAAUCCUUGCUGGUCGCGUGGUCCAUGCUAUAGUAUAUGCUCUAGAGAAGCCACUUUGUUCUACCAGCCCUUCUCGUAACGAGGAUUCUGAGACACSCACCCUUUUUCGGCGAUCGAAACUUCAUCACCAUUUGUCCCCAUGUACCCACAGCACCUUGCGUGCAUCGGAGUACAACCAGACUAGCAAGGGCUACUGGUUGGUGAAACUCUACAUAUCUACCGUCACUAUUGAUUGGUUUAGUUCGAGGUGA
This is a messenger RNA of Ramularia collo-cygni, 435 nucleotides long. RefSeq lists its product as uncharacterized. The record is from RefSeq and is a predicted model, not a curated record. The transcript has a single exon. Bases 1 to 435 code for a protein of 144 amino acids. NCBI's taxonomy places the organism in Eukaryota, Fungi, Ascomycota, Dothideomycetes, Mycosphaerellales, Mycosphaerellaceae.